Messenger RNA from Laetiporus sulphureus 93-53, 5059 nucleotides. Its product is annotated as glycosyltransferase family 24 protein. The transcript has 31 exons. NCBI's taxonomy places the organism in Eukaryota, Fungi, Basidiomycota, Agaricomycetes, Polyporales, Laetiporaceae. The coding region runs from base 196 to 4986 and encodes 1596 amino acids. The record is from RefSeq and is a predicted model, not a curated record. Gene Ontology annotation, cellular component: endoplasmic reticulum. Gene Ontology annotation, molecular function: UDP-glucose:glycoprotein glucosyltransferase activity.
CUCUUCGCGUUCACUAGACUUAGACUCAUUAGUACUUGCUAGCCUUGCUCUUGAAUUUUUCCACAGUGCUAAGCAUCUAGAUCUAUCUGCACAAUCCUGUAUACUUGACAACUUGACCGCCGACUCCCGACUAUUGCUUCACUCACGGACACGUCGCCAUCUUUCCGCAGAAACAGUCGCUCUUGUCUACAUCAUAUGCGCAACGUCUUGCGGCCGUUCAGCUGGACCGCCUUACUGCUAUAUGCUCAUGUGAAUCUAGCAGCCAGCCCUCCAGUCCAGGUCGAACUCCGGUCAUCCUGGCCGGCGCCUCCCGUGCCGCUCGAGUGCAUUGAGACUAUAUCCAUAGAGGAUCCGGGUGCAUUCUUCCCUCUGGUCGACGCACUCACCAACCCCGAGACAGUACCCAAACCAUCGAGCACCUCGGAGGCACUACAUCGACAUGCACUGCAGACUGCCAUUGACGAAGGGUAUCUCUCCAAGCCUGGGGAAUAUGCUUCUGUUGAGAUGAACCUAGCGCUGCAUGUCGCCACACCGAAGAUUGAAGCGUUCUACCAAUAUUACACGGAUCUGCAUGCGAAGCGGAAAGAGGAAGCGCAGGGCGAGGGUUGCGGUUCGUGGGUGGACUGGUACGGCGAGAUUGUAUGCGACGCGGAUACACUAUCGCGCUUAGUUAGCGUGGAAGCGAUAGACCCUCCAAAAUCAAGCGAGGUGAUACCGUCCUACGUGCGUCCGAGAUUGCUACCAUUCGACCACAUCCAGCCGUCACCAGCACACACGCUCGACCGGCCGCCCCAUACUGCAAUCUUCUAUGCCUCGCUAUCCUCGAGCAACUUCCGCGAACUGCAUCAGUAUUUGUAUGCUACCUCUAGCGGUCUGUCGCCGCACAUCGAAUACGUUUUCCGGCCCAUUCCUCCUGAGGGCCGAGAUAUCUCGAAGCGGUCGUACCUCUCUGGCUAUGGAGUCGCGUUGGACCUCAAGAAAAUGGACUAUCUCGCGCUGGAUGACAGGCGACAAGCCACUCUGGAGGAAGAGGAAACAUCGGAAGAGGCGCUUGCAUCUGCAUUGGCCAUGGACGCCAUCUCAGCGUUGCUUCAGCAAUAUCCAGAGAACACCACUCUUGAUGCGAGCGUACCGUUGACAGAUGACGAGUUCCUCGAGAUUGGAUUGCAGGCCGCACAAUUGAUCCAUGAUGCUGAGGACCCUUUGUCCACCAUGAAACAGCUCUCGCAGAACUUCCCCAAGUAUGCUACCUCCUUGGCACGACGCGUCACCGUAGACGACAACCUGUCUGAAGAAGUAGAGAACAACCAGAUCCGCGCACCUGGGGGAGCAAACGUGGCUUGGUUGAACGGAGUGACACUGCAUGAAAGGGACCUCACUCCAUUUGCCCUAUUGCGAUUGCUGCGAAAAGAGCGAGACAUUAUGCUGUCCUUGACCUCUCUGGGGCUCUCUCCCGGGAAAGCAUUUGAGCUGCUUACUCAUCCUUCUAUCGCAGCUGCCCAAAGCGAAUCUGACGUGUUGGACGGUAUACUCGAUGCAAGCGAUCACCUUGAGGGAGAAAAUGUCAUCGUAUGGUUAAACGACUUGCAGAAAGACAACCGAUAUGGACGAUGGGGCAGCACACUGAGGCUGUUCUUGCGCCAGAGGUAUCCAGGUCAAAUUCCGAACAUCCGAGCGAAUAUUUUCAAUACCGUCUUGGCCGUGGAUCUGUCCCAAUCGAGUUCACUGCACUUCAUUGGAAGCACCGUGAGCCAGGUCAUAGGCCGGAUGUUCCCAUUCCGUUGGGGCGUGGUUCCAUUGGUCGAGACAGAAGAAGGCGCAAAAAUGGCACGACUUCUCUACUACCUGAACGAGCACUUUGGCAAGUCGAACGCAAUGGAAUUUGUCAGACACGUUGCACAAAUUGACAAGCCCGUGUCAACGAUUAAGCCCACUGUCGAUUGGAGCGUCGUCCGCCAAACGUUCAACCUCCUCCUCGCCACCAACGAGCCUCUUGAAGAAGGCAUCGUCACCGACCUUGAUGCGAUCCUCCGCGGAUUGCCAGGCUCAGAGGACCAGCUCGAUAAGGCGCGUGCGUACGCGGCGAGGCUUGACGCGGGUUUGUCGUCUGCUCCGCAAGGACAUGCCUUCGUGAACGGAAAACACUUUGAUUUGGACGAUGAGUUCCUCAGGUUGAUGCAGAGAGAGGCCAAUGAGCAGAUGGAAUACAUCACUGAAUUGGUUCUGACCAACGUACUUACCGAUAAUGACCUUCCUAGCAUAUCGACGUAUUUCUAUGACUUACCGGUGGCCUCGAAGAGACGGAACAGACACAUCUACCCGUCAGUGAAGACUGGUGAUCUCCGCAUUUUAAGCCUGCUUGAGCUGGUAGGACCAUACGAGUUCCUCAACUGGCCUGGAUCUUUCGUCUAUCCCGCCGAGCCCGAGCGUGUUCCUCUGACGACCUACGUCGUCGCCGACUUGGAUAGUGAAGCAGGAAGACAGCUCAUCAAGGAAGCUCUCUCUGCGACGGCAUCCGGAAAGCACCCAUCACGGCUCUCGUUCAUCCACAACCCAUCAAACUUGAGCAGCGAGAUGUCGACUCAGCAGACAGCGGUCUCGUCCUUGCUUGCACAACUUGCAACUCAAGAGCUGCUGCAUCGAAUGUCGCCUUCUCGCCUGCUCAGCGCCUUGGGCUUUGGUGACGUAGCUGUACAAAGUGAAAGCCCACAGGUCGUCAUAUCAUCUGAAGGCAGCCUUGAUGACAUCCUUGGCCAGACCGUCCUGGCUGAGAAGGAUUACCAGGACUAUAUCAGAACCGGUCGGCUCGUCGCACGGCAAUUGAACCUCGCCCCCGGUGAACGAGCAUUGAUACUCAACGGACGAGUACUUGGUCCCAUCGCCGCCGGAGAAUUCUCAGAGGACGACUUUGAGAUACUCUCGGCCUAUGAGUCCAGAAAGCGCGUUCAGCCCGUUGCAGACGCAUUGGAGGACCUCAUGGAUUCGUUAGGGGAAUUCGACCGCCCUUCAUACGCAGAGGUUAUCGCUGUGGCUUCGUCGAUCAUAUCGGCAAUCCAGCUGCCUGACCCAAGCGAGGUAGGCCUGUUCAAUGCGCCCCAGGAACCUCGUACACGGCAUUAUCAGCUCGUAGAGGGCAAUUACACCGUGUUCACGCUGGGCGACAACACUACAUCGUUGUUCAACUUCGGGAUAUUCGUCGACCCGCUCAGCGAGGCAGCGCAGAAGUGGUCGAGUUUGAUUGAGUGGCUGAUGACUAUUCCCGGAGUGUCCGUGGAAGUGCAUAUCAACCCGGCUCGGUAUCGCGAGUUACCUCUGAAACGCUUCUAUCGUUAUAACCUUCUGCCGCGGCUGUCGUUUGAGGAGAAUGGAGAGGAGGUCCAUGCUCUCACUGAAUUCGACGGCCUGCCAAUCGAUCCGAUCUACACUCUUGCAAUGGACGUGCCACAAGCAUGGCUCGUCCGCCCCCGCGAAGCCCUGCAUGAUCUCGACAACAUUCUGCUCAGCGCGCUUCCAGCACAUGACCGUGCGCAGGGCGUGCACGCGGUGUUCGACCUUGACCAUCUCGUUAUUGAGGGGCACGCGCGCGACAUUCGGACGAAUGCCCCGCCACGAGGCCUGCAGUUGCAACUCACGUCGCAUGUCGGCACGCCCAUCGCAGACACACACGUCGUCGCGAACUUCGGAUACCUGCAGUUUCGCACGAAGCCGGGCGUGUUCCAUCUUGAGAUCCGGCCUGGACGGGGGCGGAAAAUCUUCAGGAUGGAAAGCGUGGGGAAUGAGGGGUGGCAUAGCCCGACGGUAGACGCGGUCGGGGAUGAGAUCACAUUGACGAGCUUUGAGGGCUUGACGCUCUACCCACGCUUCGCGAGGCUGCCGGGGAUGGAGCGUGCAGAUGUGCUAGCUGAAGCGGCAUUGCCCCAGGUGGAGGAUGGCGGGAUCAUUGGUCAAUUGAAGUCAUGGUUCUCGUCGUUACUCCCUAAGAAGGAAGAGACCGGCGUCGUCGCGACUACCUCACAACAGGCAGACAUUAACAUCUUCACAGUCGCCUCGGGAUUGUUGUAUGAGCGCUUCGCGUCUAUCAUGGUCCUCAGUGUCUUGAGCAACACAAAGAGCAGUGUGAAGUUUUGGUUCAUAGAGAACUUCCUCUCGCCAUCGUUCCUGGAAUUCCUCCCGCACUUUGCAGAGGCGUACGGCUUCCAGUACGAACUAGUCACAUAUAAAUGGCCGUCCUGGCUGCGUGCACAAAAAGAAAAACAGCGCAUUAUUUGGGCGUACAAGAUCCUUUUCCUCGAUGUGCUCUUCCCAAUGGACCUGAAGAAGGUCAUUUUUGUCGACGCCGACCAAAUCGUGCGAGCGGAUCUGAAGGAGCUCGUCGACCUUGAUUUGCACGGGGCGCCGUAUGGGUACGCACCGAUGGGCGAUGAUAAUGAAGAGAUGGAGGGCUUCCGAUUCUGGAAAACGGGUUAUUGGAAGGAGUUCUUGCGUGGUCUUCCUUAUCAUAUCAGCGCGCUGUACGUAGUAGAUUUGGUGCGAUUCCGUCAGAUGGGAGCUGGGGACAUGCUACGAGGCCAGUAUCAACAAUUAUCCCUGGACCCCAACUCGCUUGCCAAUCUCGACCAAGAUCUUCCCAACAAUCUACAGCGUGAAGUGCCCAUCUUUUCUCUUCCGGAAGACUGGCUAUGGUGUGAGACAUGGUGCAGCAAGGAUCGACUAGAUCGUGCCAAAACCAUUGAUCUAUGCCAGAACCCCCUCACAAAAGAACCAAAGCUUUCUCGAGCGCGUCAAAUACCGGAGUGGGAACAAUACGACGCGGAAAUCGCCCACUUCGCGCGCAGGCUCGCAGAAGAGGGCAAGAUGCGGUCGGAGAUUGUAGCAGCGGACGUCAAUGUCCUUGCUGAUGUCGGGGCUAGAAGAUCGCAGAUCAAGGCGUCACAACCCACUGAUACAACUGAUCAUGAUGAGGAGGUGCCGAGGGAUGAGCUGUAAAAUCAGCGAAAUGUGUUUCCUAUGGAUUGUCUGGAGAAUAUAUAUGCUCUCAAUAUGACGUCGCGUGUUUGAU